AGGGGGCAUCAUCAUUACGUACGUGGAUGGAUGGAGAGAAACAGUCAUUGCAGUCACAGCGAGUGUCUCACCAUUAUUGUUGUUGUUUGACUACCUCAGGGAUUUCAUUGAAGGAAGUGCACGAAGUACACCGAACCGUCGUAUUUAUCAUCAGCCGAUAUCAUGCCUAGUUGGCUCUUACGAGGACUUCCCCGGACGCGUCAACUGUGGCACAAUGGCCGUCCCUCCAUCAGCGCAAUUUCCACUGCCCAAGUGCACAAACCCGAGAAAUGGGAAGAUAUUUUCACGGCUCAUCCCAUCGACGCCACUGAGAAGACCUUCGGCAAGAUCUUGAUCGCCAAUCGCGGCGAAAUCGCCUGUCGAGUUAUUCGCACCGCUCGAAAGAUGGGUAUCAAAACCGUGGCUGUACAUUCAGUGGCCGAUGCCAAUUCCUUGUUCGUUAAAAUGGCCGAUGAGGCAGUGAAUAUCGGGCCUCCACCCGCCCGGGAAUCCUACUUGGUCAUGGAAAAGAUCCUGAAAGCCGUGGAGCAAACAGGUGCUCAAGCGGUUCAUCCGGGUUACGGCUUCUUAAGUGAGAACACGGUUUUUGUAUCUGAAUUGGAGAAGGCCAAGGUCACCUUCAUCGGACCGAAUUCGAAGGCCAUUGAGGGCAUGGGCGAUAAAUUGGCCUCGAAAAGGCUGGCCACUCAAGCCCAGGUGAAUGGAAUUCCCGGUUAUGAUGGCGUGGUGGAAGAUGCCGAGCAUUGCGUCAAACUUAGUAAUGAGAUUGGAUAUCCUGUCAUGAUCAAGGCCUCAGCCGGAGGAGGUGGCAAGGGCAUGAGGAUUGCUUGGAACGAUAGCGAAGCCAAGGAGGCUUUCAAAUUAUGUUCGGAAGAGGGUGCUGCUAGCUUUGGUGACGAUCGGAUGCUUGUGGAGAAGUUUGUGGACAGUCCCAGGCACGUGGAGAUUCAAGUUCUCGGAGACAAGCACGGCAACGCCAUCUACCUCAAUGAGCGUGAAUGCUCGAUUCAGAGGAGGAAUCAAAAAGUGAUUGAAGAGGCGCCCAGUCCGUUUCUGGACCCCGAAACCCGAAGAAAAAUGGGAGAACAAGCCAUAAGCCUCUCGAAAGCCAUUGGAUAUGACUUGAUGAACACCAGAUUGCAAGUGGAGCAUCCCAUUACAGAAUGCAUCACAGGGGUGGAUUUGGUUCACCAAAUGAUCCGGUCAGCGUAUGGACAUCCCUUGAGGUUGUCCCAAGAUGAUAUCCAAAUCCGGGGAUGGGCCGUCGAGAACCGCGUCUACGCCGAGGAUCCGUUCAAAAACUUUGGUAUGCCGUCUAUUGGUAGGCUUUACAAGUACGAAGAGCCCAAGAGUCUGUCUGGGGUUCGAUGCGAUUCGGGUAUUGAGGAAGGCUCCGAAAUCAGUAUGUACUACGAUCCCAUGAUCUGCAAGUUGACCACCUACGCCGACACCCGCGAAGAGGCCAUCAAAAAAUCCGUGAAUGCUCUGGACCAUUAUGUUAUUCGUGGUGUGACCCACAACAUCCCGCUACUUCGGGAUAUCCUCACGGAGACCAAGUUCAACGAAGGCAACUUCACCACCAACUACCUCCCAGAAACAUACCCUGAUGGCUUCCAAGGAGUCCAACUGACCCCCGACGAAUCUCUUGAAUUGGCAGUGAUUGCCUCGGCCAUGCACAGCAAAGAAGCCAAUCGAGCUCGACAAACCUUGAACAAUUACGUGAUCAAGAACGAGGAGAGCAACUUGGACGAGUUCGACCUCAUGGUCACCGUCAAAGGUGAAGACAUCCCCGUUCAUAUGACGAGGGAUGGCGCCCGUUUCGUGGCCAAAUCAGGCGGCAAAACCUUGGCUCUUUUGGACAAUUUCCAACUGUCGGACUCGGUGGUCAAAGCCACUUUCGAUGAGAAGGUGUCGGUGGUCCAAUUAAUUGGUCGGCAAGCUGAUGGAACUCUCCGCAUCCGAUACAAAGGCACUGCCUUGAACGUUCCCGUCAUUCCUGCUCACGCCGCUGAACUCAGGAAAUAUAUGAAGGAGAAACCCAAAUUGGAUUUGUCCAAAGUGAUCUUGUCACCCAUGCCCGGCGUUGUGAAGGCAAUCUCGGUGGAGAUUGGCCAAAUGGUUGGAGAAGGCUUGGAAUGUUGCGUGGUUGAGGCCAUGAAAAUGCAAAACUCCAUGAAAGCCUCCGCUACAGGAAAAGUCAAGGCCAUCAACAUCAAAGUCGGCGAUACCGUGGAGGAAGACCAAGUUCUUAUCGAAUUGGAAUAAGCAUUUAAAACCAACCUCAUCGAUGUCCUAAUCCAACCCAGAGUGCCGAAAAUAUAGAAUUUAAAGAGCAAUCCA
Messenger RNA from Tigriopus californicus, 2340 nucleotides. Its product is annotated as propionyl-CoA carboxylase alpha chain, mitochondrial-like. Gene Ontology annotation, cellular component: mitochondrion. Gene Ontology annotation, molecular function: propionyl-CoA carboxylase activity; metal ion binding; ATP binding. NCBI's taxonomy places the organism in Eukaryota, Metazoa, Arthropoda, Copepoda, Harpacticoida, Harpacticidae. The record is from RefSeq and is a predicted model, not a curated record.